UUUGAGAUCUAUACAAACAAAAUGAGAAUUUUGAACUGUACAGAAAAAAAGAUAGAAUUUUGAAAACAUUCUAGUAAGAAAUUUCAACAAAGAUUUCCAAAUAAUUGCUGGUGGAUCCUUAAUUAUGUUGAGGUUAACUGUACCUCGCUUUCUCCUCUUCACGAACACAACUGCAGCAACAACAAAGCCAAGAACUAAAACAACCCUUCUGUUUCCUAGUUCUCAUUAUGUAUUUUCCACAUUUAAACAAGAAGAAAAUCAAGAAAAAGCAAAGCACUUGCGCUCACUUUUACUCAGAAACCCAACAAUCCACCAAAUCACUCUACAAGUCCACUCUCAGCUACUCACCACUGGCUUAUUGAACCAUUCCAUGCUUCUCUUGAACACUUUGCUUAGAUGCUAUUCUCUUAGUGACAAACCCCAGCUAGCUUUCUUGCUUUAUAACCAACUCCAACAACUCUACUUUCACUCUCCCUCAUCACUAAACCCUCCUUUUGAUAGCUUUGCCUAUACAUUCCUUGCAAAUGCAAGCACUAAUUCUUCUUGUCUGUUUACAGGAAGACAGUUUCAUAGUCUUAUAAUCAAAGUGGGUUUUCAAUAUCAUGUUUAUGUACAGACUGCUCUGCUAAAUUUAUAUUCAGCUAGUGGGGUUUUAGGUGAUGCAUUUCUCGUGUUUGAUGAAAUGCCUGAGAGGAAUUCUGUUACUUGGAAUGUGAUGAUUACUGGAUUGGUCAAGUGGGGUCAGCUUGAAUUUGCACGUUCUCUCUUUGAUGAGAUGCCGGAAAAAAAUGUUGUAUCUUGGACUGGAAUUAUUGAUGGGUAUGUUAGGACAAAUAGAUAUAGUGAAGGUUUAGCUUUGUUUCAAAGAAUGAUUAUCUUUGAGGGUAUCAAACCAAGUGAGAUAACUAUUCUUGCUAUUUUACCUGCAAUUUCAAAUAUGGGAGAAUUAAAGGGUUGCAGAUUGAUUCACGGUUAUGGAGAGAAAAGUGGAUUUGUUGCUUCUGAUAUUCGUGUUACUAAUUCAAUUGUAGAUACUUAUGCAAAAUGUGGUUGCAUAGAGAGUGCAUCACGAUUUUUUGAGGAGAUUUUAGUAGAGAGGAGAAAUUUGGUAUCUUGGACAUCAAUCAUUUCUGGAUUUGCAAUGCAUGGGAUGGGAAAAGAAGCAGUGGAAAAUUUUGAGAGGAUGGAGAAAACGGGUUUGAAGCCAAAUCGAGUAACGUUUUUGAGUGUUUUGAAUGCAUGUAGUCAUGGAGGAUUGGUUGAAGAGGGGCUCGAGUUUUUUGAAAAGAUGGUGAACGAGUAUCAGGUUGGGCCAGAUAUUAAGCAUUAUGGAUGUUUAGUUGAUAUGUUGGGAAGGACAGGAAGGUUAGAAGAAGCAGAGAAAUUGGCUUUGGAAAUCCCUGGUGAAAUUGUCAAUGCUGUGAUCUGGAGGACUCUUUUAGGUGCAUGCAGCUUUCAUGGUCAUAUGGAAAUGGGUGAGAGGGUAACGAAGAGGAUAAUGCAAAUGGAGAGAGGAUACGGAGGAGAUUAUGUGCUCAUGUAUAAUAUCUUUGCUAGUGUUGGAAGGUUUCGGGAUGCUGAAAGGCUGAGAAGAUUAAUGGAUCAGAGAAAUGCCUUAAAAGUUCCUGGCCAUAGUUUUGUCUGAAUAAUUGCAAAAUUAGGCCAGAGAGAUUUAGACAGAUAUUAUCUUUUGCUUUACAAUUUCUGAUGUAAAGGAAAAAGUUGGCUGUUCAUAAACGUGACAGACCAAACAGAUCAUCAUAGAGAUGCUUCUGGAUUGGCUUCUAAUAAUUCUAGUAGUCAAUUCUUCUUUUGAACACAAUUUUAGCAGCAUCUUGUUGAAAUGAUGCCUUGAAAUGGAGAUGGCUUACACGAGAGAGAGGCAGAGGCAAAUGGUAACGUACUUGGCAAGAAGAGGAUUCGCAUAACAUUUGUGAAUUAUACACAGCUAACGUUGUCAAACAAUGAAUUCAAGAUGAGGCUACAACUGGAGUAAAUGCAUUUUCGUUCUACAACAUGGAAGGUGCUCCUGUGAUUCCCAAAGCAGACAUGCAUAUUUCUCUGUUAUGAUUCUUUUUUCUCCCAUUUUUGUACCUACCAUUUUUUUGGAAUAAAUUUCUUAAUAAUACAAAUCUUUCUCCAAGGUUUUCACUUUC
Molecule: messenger RNA, 2156 nt
Organism: Jatropha curcas
Lineage: Eukaryota; Viridiplantae; Streptophyta; Magnoliopsida; Malpighiales; Euphorbiaceae
Product: Pentatricopeptide repeat (PPR) superfamily protein
Biological process (GO): RNA modification
Molecular function (GO): RNA binding; protein binding
Source: RefSeq, a predicted model, not a curated record